AUGCGUUACGCCGCUGCUUCCAUUGUGGCAUUUGCCAGCCUUGCUGCCGCCAACCCCGUAGGCUACGACUACAACAACUACGGUGGCGGGUACAAUGUUUACCCCACUGGAGGCAAGCCAUCCUCGUCCACUCCUGCUGGUUACGAAGUACCAAAGCCCUCUUCGAGCUCGGCUCAGUCAUCUUCCGCCAGCUCCACGCCCGUUGCUUCUUCGUCGCAGCCAAGCUACCCCCAGUACCCGGCCUCAUCUCAGCCAAGCUACCCUCAGUAUCCGGCCUCAUCUCAGCCAAGCUACCCUCAGUAUCCAACCUCAUCGCAACCCAGCUAUCCUCAGUACCCGACCUCGUCGCAGCCAAGCUAUCCCCAUUACCCUGCAUCAUCAAGCUCCACAGGAGGAUAUCCCGUUACCUCUUCAAGUGCCCCAGUACCUUCGGGUCAUUCCUCUUCCACUUCGAGCUCUGCUGGUUACGCAAUUUACACUCCCAGCAGCGGAGUGCCUCACGGAACUGGAUACACAACCUCUACACCUGCUGGCUACACCGCUAAGUCCUCUUCAAGCUCUGCGUUUUAUCCUCUCUACACACCAUCCAGUGAGCUUCCGCAUGGGACGGGCUACACCCCGAUCAUCCCUCCUUACGGCACGGGCUAUUCGUCAAUUGUGCCUUCACCUUCGACGACCAAGGAUGUCACGACAUACACCACCACAACAGUAUGCCCUGUAACCCAGACUUCUGGCACUCAAGUUAUCACAAGCUACACUACCUCCGUCGUGACCGUCACUUCGUGCAAGAAGGGCUGCCAUCCAGAAACUGCUUCAGCUUCCUCCACACCAGCGGCAUACGAAUCUCAGCCUCCCCAUGAUGUCACCAAGACCAUAACAACCUCUACAUAUGCCUGGGUACCUUGCAGCACGCCCGUUGGGCAGAGCGGUUACAACACCAUCUACAGCACUUACUUGACUGCCAGCUGGACGACCAAGACUGUCGUGACAACGAUCCACGCAUCUACUACGCCCGCUGUGCCUGUCUACCCUGCAACUGCGACUCCCAAUGUCCCCCAGGGAAGUGCUGAUACCCCCAAGCCCCAGCAACCCACACAGACUCCCACUGUGCCUGCUCCCGGUGUUCCCACUAUCCCCAACGUUCCUAACGUUCCCGCGACUUGCCCUGCCCCCGCGACUGUAACCGUUUACGUCACAGCUGAGGCUUCUGUCCCUUCUGGUUACGCUACCAAGAUCAUCACCGUGACCGAGGGAGGAAAGCCGCAAACAUAUACCGUGACUGAGAUUGUCCCCGCUCCCACAGGACCCAGCUACCCUGAAGGUCCCAAGCCCUCGCAGCCAGGAACUCCCCAGAACUCUGCUCCCUACCCCACCACGAAGCCAGGCCAUCCGUCUCCUUCAUCCGUCGUGCCAUCGGGAGCUUAUUCGAUGAGCAGCCCUUCUCCCUCGGGCUACUCCAUCCACACACCUCCCGUUUACUCUUCUGUUAAGCCCUCCGGUUACAGCGUGAACACUCCUUCGCCAUCUUCCUCCGCGAAGCCGUCUUCUUCUUCUGCCCCGGCCUAUCCAGUAUACACGCCGUCUUCAAAGGUUGAGUCUUCCUCAUCGAAGCCAACUCCCGUCCCCACUGGUGGAUACCCUAGCUACGGCUACGGUAACUGAGCCAGCUCUCGCGUAAAUACUUUCACGCUUCUCUGAAGCGAUUCAUUCCUUAGGCUUGCAUAGCCGCGGCGUUUAAGCUUGGGUUUUCUUAUUUGCUGGGAUAG
This is a messenger RNA of Parastagonospora nodorum SN15, 1766 nucleotides long. RefSeq lists its product as hypothetical. Bases 1 to 1662 code for a protein of 553 amino acids. The record is from RefSeq and is a predicted model, not a curated record. NCBI's taxonomy places the organism in Eukaryota, Fungi, Ascomycota, Dothideomycetes, Pleosporales, Phaeosphaeriaceae. The transcript has a single exon.